Molecule: messenger RNA, 1423 nt
Organism: Linepithema humile (Argentine ant)
Lineage: Eukaryota; Metazoa; Arthropoda; Insecta; Hymenoptera; Formicidae
Source: RefSeq, a predicted model, not a curated record
CCGUAGUUUCGUAUCCAGUAUAUUCGAGUUUUAGAAACAGAAAGCGAUUUUCGAACGAUUUAACAUCGGAGUGCUUUUGAGCUUUGAUUUAACCGUCGAGGAGAGUGAAACGAAUAUUAUUUACGGUGUUGGUGCGAUUUGUAAGAAGAUUUAAGUUAAACUUAUUCAACAUGGCCGAUGAAAAGCAGGCGUCUUGUUCGCCCGAGGAUUGUUCCGAUAAAAUUGAGGUCUCUCAAGAUUUCGUUUUUCCGAUAUUCAAGCCCUUCUCACCGGCGAAUGAAUAUUUUUCCUCGAUUGAAUACUUGUCAUUGCCGGAAUUCGAUUCGCCGUCUCGCGUGAUGCCGAAAACCUCGAAGAAAACGUUCCUGAACGAGAAGUCUAACGGUGGCGAGUGCGAAACACUCAAAAAGACGGCUGAAGAGAACGAUAUCGAAUUCUUGCGCUAUAAGAACUCGCGAAUGUCCUAUUGGACAUGCCGUUCAGAAAUGGACUUUGCAAGACCAAAAUACCGCAAUAACGUAAGUCCUGCGAUCGAAAAUCUUAUCCGGAUAAUGGGCAUACCGUUCUUGUUGACGUCUGAGGACUCGCGGACACCGAUGAAACGCGCCUUCUCAUCUGGUAUUUUCGACGGCAGAAUAGCUUACGACGAUUACGCACUCUUAAGUAGGAAACGUUUGGAUGCGAGCUUUACCAGCCCGAAGACGCCCGUCUUCACUUCUAGAAGACACAGCGUGAACAGUCGCACGCUGAAGGCGAUGUUGAUGAAGGAGACCGGUUCCUCGUCAUCUCAGCUUGCGCAGAAAUUCUUGUCGAGAUGUCAAUCGUGGGAAUCCGUCGAUACACCACCGAGUGAUGAGCGAGUUGUAAACUCUUCGCGUUAUGAAAUAAAAGAAUCGCCACAGUGUGUCAAGAUUGCAGAAAAAGACAAAGAAACAUUUCAGGAGACGAUUUAUGUGUCUGAAAUGUACUUCUUGUUGAUGGCGUCGAAUAGAAAUCGUCGGAUAAGAAUGGCGAUGAUGAGCAGAUCAGAAAGACCGCGAGCAGAGUCGAGGAACAGCGAUAGCGCUUUUAGCGAGCUUACGGCUUCCGAUCAAGAAUAAUCGAAUUUAAAGUUGUAUUCAUACGCGUGGACGAGGGACAGCGAGUGAAAAUGGAAAAUUGAAAAUCGAUGUUUGCUGUUGACGACGUUGGCUCACAUUCUUCACUUCUCGCAAAUUAAAUUUGUAUAUGUUGAAAGAGACGAUGUAUAAUUGUGAAUAAUUAAUUCACCACUUUUCAUUAAUCAGCCGCUGGCAAAUAGCAAUUCAGCUGGAAGUGAUGCUGUCAAAUUGCGUUAAUUAUAAUAAUAAAUUUGCUACUACUAAUGAUUAACUGGCUGGAUUUUUAUUUAAAUAUAGAAGAUAAUAAUAUUUUGACAAGCUCG